AUGUUCUCCCGACUGGCUUCCUUUGCCAAACCCGCGGCCAAGUCCGCGUCGGCUUCUGGCCGAACCAUGCUUCAGGUCCGAUACCUGUCUGAGAAAGCUGUUGCUGGUAGCAAGGGCAGGACUAUGCCGUUCUCUGCUGCUCGAGCUACUGCUCCUGCUGCUUCUAUCCCCGCCACUCUCACCAUUCGAGACGGUCCUGUUUUCCAAGGCAAGGCUUUCGGCGCCAAUGCCAACAUCUCUGGUGAGGCCGUCUUCACCACCUCUCUUGUUGGUUACCCCGAGUCCAUGACCGACCCCUCCUACCGAGGCCAGAUCCUCGUCUUCACUCAGCCCCUGAUUGGCAACUACGGCGUUCCCUCCGCCGUCCGAGACGAGUAUAACCUUCUCAAGUACUUCGAGUCCCCCCACGUUCAGUGUGCUGGUAUUGUUGUUUCCGAUGUAGCUGUCAACUACAGCCAUUGGACUGCCGUCGAGAGUCUUGGCGAGUGGUGUGCCCGAGAGGGAGUUCCCGCCAUCUCUGGCGUUGAUACCCGCGCUAUUGUCACUCACCUCCGAGAGCAGGGCUCCUCCCUGGCUAGGAUCUCCAUUGGAGAAGAGUACGAUGCCGACGAGGAUGAGGGUUUCGUUGAUCCCGGCCAGAUCAACCUGGUCAAGCGUGUCACCACCAAGGCUCCUUUCGUUGUUGAGUCCCCCGGUGCUUCUCUCCACGUUGCUCUGAUUGACUGCGGUGUCAAGGAAAAUAUCCUUCGUAGCCUGGUCAGCCGAGGUGCUUCCGUCACAGUCUUCCCCUAUGAUUACCCCAUCCACAAGGUCUCACAGCACUUCGAUGGUGUCUUCAUCUCCAACGGUCCCGGUGACCCUACCCAUUGCCAGGCUACUGUCCACAACCUCGCCCGCCUGAUGGAAACCUCCAACAUACCUAUCAUGGGUAUUUGUCUCGGACACCAGCUUCUGGCUCUUGCUGUUGGCGCUCGCACCAUCAAGCUCAAGUAUGGUAACCGAGCUCACAACAUUCCCGCUCUCGACUUGACCACUGGCUUGUGCCACAUCACCAGCCAGAACCACGGAUACGCCAUCGAUGCGAGCACCCUUCCCAGUGACUUCAAGGAGUACUUCGUCAACCUCAACGACGGAUCCAACGAGGGUAUGCUCCACAAGACCCGCCCCAUCUUCUCGACCCAGUUCCACCCUGAGGCCAAGGGUGGCCCUAUGGACAGCUCUUACCUCUUCGACAAGUACCUCCAGAAUGUCCAGCUUGCCAAGAGCAACCAGGUGGUUUUCAAGGAUAACCGACCUACCCCUCUGAUGCUCGAUAUCAUGAGUCGAGAGCGCGUCGGUGUUGAGCCUACUCCUCUUGCCGCUACUGCUUGA
Molecule: messenger RNA, 1371 nt
Organism: Fusarium tjaetaba
Lineage: Eukaryota; Fungi; Ascomycota; Sordariomycetes; Hypocreales; Nectriaceae
Product: carbamoyl-phosphate synthase arginine-specific small chain mitochondrial
Exons: 2
Coding region: 1-1371 (456 amino acids)
Biological process (GO): L-arginine biosynthetic process; L-glutamine metabolic process; 'de novo' pyrimidine nucleobase biosynthetic process
Cellular component (GO): carbamoyl-phosphate synthase complex; cytoplasm
Molecular function (GO): carbamoyl-phosphate synthase (glutamine-hydrolyzing) activity
Source: RefSeq, a predicted model, not a curated record